AUUCAGGCCAAUCUAUAUGCCUUCCUGAGAAUUUCGAGAGUUCUUGUCUCGGUGGUUUAAAGCUAAAACCAAACGACUUUUGGCCGUUGGUAUUAUUCAUCGUCAGAUUCUUCUCUUUCCUUUCUUCUCUCCUUCUAAUUAAUUUUAAUUUCCUUUCUGAUUCUUUUAAUUUUCUAAGCCUUUUUCCAGCUUCAUUUAAUGUAUCAUCAAUUUUAUAUAGAUUAGUCGCUUCAUCAUAAGCAGCUUCAUUUAGUGGUUUUUCAAUUUGAGUACUUCUUUGUAUUAGAGAUGACCAUUUAUUAUUUGCCUCUUUUAAAUCAUUAUAGGCGUCCGUCAUCUCUUCUAUGUCAUUAUUUAACAAAUCCAGUGUUUCACAAACUUCUAAUAGGUAGUCUGGAUUUUCUUCUUCCUCCGGUUCUUUUGGAACCGGCUGGUCCAAAAUUAUCUGUAUACUUUCAGCCGCUCUUUUUGUAGCGGAUUUUAAGGGCUUACUCAUUUUUAUUUUUAUUAA
This is a messenger RNA of Meloidogyne enterolobii, 511 nucleotides long. NCBI's taxonomy places the organism in Eukaryota, Metazoa, Nematoda, Chromadorea, Rhabditida, Meloidogynidae. The record is from the annotation of a GenBank genome assembly.